AAAGUUUCAAACUCUUGUGCUGGUUGGAGAAACAGGAUGUGGAAAGAGCACUCAAAUACCUCAGGAAUUAAUGGGAAUUUCUGAAAAUUCAUCUACCCUUUCAUGACCAUCACCAACUGGCUAUCAAAAUUCUACUUCUGGUGAACUCAAGGCUCUUCGGCACUUACUCGUUCCAUUCAUUCAUCACAGAAACUUUAAGCAUACAAGUAGUCGAAAAUCGCAUAAUCCCACAUCUACAUCUUUCACGCAGCAUUUUAUUAGCGAAGCUCAUCGUUAACAAUCAUUCGCACAGCCUUGAGAAGACUGUAAGAAAUCGUAAAUUAUAUCUUUUUUUAUCCUCAUUGUCUGUAUGUUAUCUGCGACAGAACGGCAUUUUUCUUCAACUUUAUACAUAUAUUUUUCUGAUUAUUUUGAAGUAUAUCAAGAUGACGUGAACACGCAUGAGCAAAGUAUUCUCUUAUCUUUCAUUAUACGUUGAUUUUGUCAAGUGGUCUACUUCUUAUACGUACGCGCAGUGCAAAAGAUUUUGUGUAGAAUUUUUCAAGCCAUACAUCAGAUGAAGUUGGUGCAGCUCAAGAAAAUCGAAUACGAAGACGCAUCAGCAGCCGGUCUCAAAAAAGCAUAAAAUAAGCGUAUGCGCACGAGACAUACCAGAGCAUCUCAGGAGAGCUACACUAAGUAUAUACACAGAGUUAAAUUUCCCCCCCUGGGUCCCGCAUAUUAUAAACUUGUUUGCUGCAUCAAGUGCGGCGCCCGCAUUGAAGGGCUCAUGGUCGCACGGUGGGAGAAAGAAAAACUCGCCUGUUGAUGAUCAUUUUUGCACGCCGACGUUCGUUCAGCUGUAAAAACUCAUAGCCUCCGUCGUAGUAGUAGUGGAAUUACAGAUAUAGAUAUAGGUAUAUACACGCAUCACGAGUCGUGCGCGUGUGCGCUGUUUCGCGAAAACGAGAGGGAGAGAGAGAGAGAGAGAGAGAGACAGCGCGCGGCGGGACGCUCAGUAGACUUUCGAAAGCCGCCGCUCUCGGAUAGUUUAGUCGGCGAUCGGCAUUCGUCGCAGUUGCUCGCAAACACCUCAGCACAUAUACCGUAUUUCAUCAUCCACUGCACAUGUGUAUAUACAUCUGCUCGUUUGUUAAUAUAUAUACCACGACGUAAACAAUAUGCGAGCGAAGCAGCUGAUGUCCGAAGAGGCGAGAAGAGAUCGGCGAGACUCAUUGUUGUGAUCGGAGUUUACUGACCUUGAUCCGGCGUAUACUACAUCAGUAAAAGCCAGGCAUGGAGAAAGGAGCCGUGUGCCUUGAGUCAGCGACUGACUACUAUACACGGUGUUUGCGUGAUACUUCUCUUCCUCUUCUUCCUGUCCUUCUUCUCGCUCCGAUCUGCCGUCGCUGAUUUUCGACCACUGUGUACUGAUUAGGAAGAGGCACGUGUGAUUUUAUACGCUUUUAUACCACACUCGUGAUUCUUUUUUGAGAAGUGUGAUUCGUUCGUUGCACGGCGGAUAGUGAUUCUAAAUUUAAAUAUUCAACGUUCCUGCAGUAAUCGUCUUGCCUUUAUUAAACAGUUUGUGAUGACAGGGCAGUUAAGCUGUACUAACGUAUGGAACAGUAGCAUGUUCCGCUGACUUAUGUGUGGUGUAUUUUAUAACGAUGCUUAGCUGAUACAUGGCAUUGGUAAUUUUAAGGGAAUGCCUGCAGUAUUAAAGUGAUAUUUUACAAGAGGGUAUAACAUACUUAUGAGAAGCUGAUUGAAGAUUGACAUCUGCUAUUGAAAUUUUCUUCAAUUUGUAUCCAUACAAAUUUGUGGACUGAUAAAUUACUAAUAAAGAAGAGCAAGAUGUGGCUUCCACCUCAGUCUGCCCGAGUUCUGCUCGUUUCAUUGAUGGCUUUUAGCUGUUUCUUGAUUUUCAUGGAUUAUUUGCUCUACAGUCGUAUGCAAAAUUACUCCAUCAGACCGGUUAAGUCAGAGAAGACUUACAAAAGCAAAGUUCCAUGUGAUGUGGAUCCAUUUUGCGUGGUGACAGUGAAAGCUCUGCUAUUGGACUAUCCGAAUUUGUAUAUUCUCAGUCCUCUUGCAGCAGUGAUAGAUCGUAUGUUGGGCAUUAGUACCACCUGGCUAUGGAUAACUCCCAACAUGAUCAGUGCAUUCCAUGUGCUAGUGGCAAUGUUAGCUGGACACUGCGUAGCCAGCAGCUCUUUAGCCGAUCGAAGAUGGGGUGUCCUGUUAUUUGAAUUUAGAACUUGGCUGGAUGAUUUGGAUGGACAUGUAGCCAGGAGAAGAAAGCAUAUAACUGGAGAGCGCUCUGAUGUGGGCUCUGCUGGUUACUGGAUAGAUGGAAUCUGCGAUGCAUUGGGAUGCAUAGCUCUGAUGGUCGGAGUCUUCUUCUUCCUCAAGAGGAAUCCACCUCGCAGGGGAUAUGAAAAGCUACGCAAAAUUUAUCCUUGCGUAGAGAGUCAAGAAACUAACACAGAAAUAAUCUACAAAAGGCUGCGCUUCAGAGCAGUAGUGCGAAACAUUCUCCUAGUAGCUGGACAUCUCAUGAUUGCUUCUAUCGGAUGGAACAGGUACAUUUCAUUGUAUCAGGAUCUUCUGGAAACGGAUGACAGCUCUCUGCCUAUCAUGAAGGAGGAACUUUACAUAAGACAGAGUGAAAUCAUGAGAUCUGGAUUCUUUUGGAUAGUCACCGUCACUUGGAGGCUCAUUAAUUUCCAUACAGCAAUGGAUUACUUGCUCAUAGCUAUAUUCCUAGAUCGACUGUGGGAGUACAUGAGGGUACUCAGAUGGUUCGGUUACAUCAUACCGCUGAUUGUUGUCUACUUAACAGAAUUUCAUUUCCUCGAGUCUUAUGCAUAUGUGCUGAAGGGAUCCACCGGAAUCAUGAUGAGAUCGAACGAGAUGCAAAACUUCACUACUAAUAGCUUGUAAGUCGCGUGUAUGUGAAAACUCCGUGAAAGUUGAUCGUAAGCAGCUGAAAAAUGUAAAACCAGUUUUUCUAUUUUUAUAAAUGGAUUCUACACUUCUCCUAUCCGCAGACGUUCCACUGCAGACUUUUGCAGUAUGCACCUCAUCACCGAAAUAUCGAUUGUCCAUACAUUGUGUAUUUCACGAAUUCAUAAGGCUGUGAAAGUCAAUUUUUUUGUGACCGAGUGAAUUUUAUAAAGUUAAUAUACGCCGCGUGUUAUACAGCAUUUUUCGAAAUAACGAUACGUCAUGUCUGAGCUUGUACAACGUUUUUAUAAUAUAAAUCUAUUUUACCGAUAUGAAAUAUAUAUAUAUAUAUAUAUAUAUAUUAACGCAAACAACGACGUUGACCACUGAUUUUUUAUUUUCACGUAUAGUGCACCGAAAAUUUCAUCACCACGAAAUCGCGAAGUGCGCAAUAAAUAAAAGCAAUUACUCAUUGUUUGAUGCAAAGAAAAACAACUGCACUCGACUGUUAUUAACACGUAAAUGGAUACGUAGCGACCUAUGAUAUAUAUUUUUAUAAGAAACGAUCGAUUACAGUAUAAUCGACCUAAAGUACACGUAAAACGCGAUGAAUUAUCAUCAGAAUCAAUAAAAAAAAAAAAAAAUAACGCCGCUGCUCUUGCGCAUCAGCGCUAAAUCGUCCGGGGAUUUCAUCACAAAAGUUUAAUCUCGGGAGACACCCGUCGAGGUACAAAAACUGAACUCUCUCUCCCACCCAAUAGUCGCCUGAUGCGCGAUUAUGAGCAUCGUUCGAUUUUGCCGCGCUCGUGUGGUAUGAUUCAUAUAUAUUUUUCACAGAUGUGCCUCACGGGAAUGUAUACCUAAUGAUCCUGACGUAAUGCGCUAUUUUGGAGGGUCGAAGCACAUACACACACGCGCGCGCGCCACACACACACGCACACACACAUAUAUAUAUCUAUAUAUUUCGUAUGCUUCUAUAGAAUACACAUACACAUAUAUAAUUGUAGAGCAUAAAGUCGCGGCAAAUAUAAAGCUGCGCGGCCAUGCUCCCUUUUUUCCGGCGCGUUAUUCUUCGAUUUUUUUCUUUUUUCUUCCUUUAGACAACCGUACGAAAAUAGACGACGAUGUUGCGUGCGUGUGCGUGAUUUGUGGCGUUGCAGCGAAGAGAAUUAGCUCACGUGUCAACUAAAUCUCGGUUUGUUUUUUCCACACGACCGCGUGUGAAUAUCGAUCACCGAUUUAUACUAAUCUGCGUUUUCUUGUCUUCUUCAGCGUAUUUAAUUAUAUGGUUUUGCGAUGUGUGCAGCGACUAUUAUAUUAUAGCAAACGUGUGAUCGUAAUCGCAUUGGUUUAUACUAAUGAUAGGGUAUGGCGUGUACCGAAUGAAGUGUGUAUUAGGAUAUAAGACAGAUUUAUAACGGUUGUGGUUGAUCGUUCACUUUUUCUUCGUGAUAUGCGAAUUUUUUGCCUCUAUAUUUAUAAAUGCGUCUGAUUAUAAAGUCGAACGAAAGCAGAACCAAUUUUGAAAUAUAAUAAUUAUAUAAUUAUAUUUUGGUUCGCUGAUGAGAGUUUUAAAUUAUCUUUAAUUCUUGUUUUAUUAAGUUUAAGAUUAUAAAUUUAUGCAAAAAGAAAAAGAACUUGUUAGAAAAUUGGGCGAGAAAAUAACAAGCACCUAUAUGAAUGUCAAGGGUGUAUCAGAGGAAAAAUGUGCGCAGGUAAUGAAACUCGAUGUAAAGCUGAAAUACAUAUAUUUUUAAUGCAUACGCUUUUUGUAAUUCGUAUUUUUUAUAAACUGAAUAAACCAGCUUUUCUACGAACA
This is a messenger RNA of Nasonia vitripennis (jewel wasp), 4747 nucleotides long. RefSeq names its product ceramide phosphoethanolamine synthase (gene Cpes). Gene Ontology annotation, biological process: phospholipid biosynthetic process. Gene Ontology annotation, molecular function: phosphotransferase activity, for other substituted phosphate groups. Bases 1837 to 2925 code for a protein of 362 amino acids. The record is from RefSeq and is a predicted model, not a curated record. The transcript is spliced from 2 exons. Lineage: Eukaryota; Metazoa; Arthropoda; Insecta; Hymenoptera; Pteromalidae. Gene Ontology annotation, cellular component: membrane.